UGAACAAAACCUGGCAACCCUUCUGGAAAAACUGAGGUUAGAAGGGAGACAGACCGGUGGUUUUUUGUGUCUCCACGUCUCCGUUUUGUGGAAACAGUUAUACGACGCUGUUAUUGAUUUAGAUAUAUUUAUAUGUUUAAAACCGUGAUUGGACCGCAUCUGUCCUGUCAGACACAGAUUAGCCGGCGUAAUUCUUUAUUUUGGUGCCUGGCAAACGCGUUGAUCAGACACCAAGGCAGAAGUGUUGUUGUUGGAUUCUGAACCAUUUCUACCGUAUUGGGCUAGCUAGCUAGCUGUCCAUCUUCGGAUAAAUAGCUAGGUAUCAGCGUUGAUUUGUAACAUUACGAUGACUACUUUGGAGUCAGUGGACCGAGUUGAAUUGUGCGAGAGCCUCCUGACAUGGGUCCAGACGUUUGGCGUGGAGGCACCAUGCAAGACAGUGGACGACCUCACCAGUGGGGUCGUCAUGGCCCAAGCCCUCCAGAAAAUAGACCUGGUGUACUUCAGUGACAGCUGGAUCGCUAGGAUCAAGCCUGAUGUCGGGGAUAACUGGAGGUUGAAGAUCAGCAAUUUGAAGAAGAUACUGAAAGGCAUCUUAGACUACAACCAAGAGAUCCUGGGUCAGCAGAUCAAUGACUUCACCCUGCCCGACGUCAAUCUGAUCGGCGAGCACAGCGACGCCGCAGAGCUGGGCCGGAUGCUGCAGCUCAUCCUCGGCUGUGCCGUCAAUUGCGAACAGAAACAAGAAUACAUCCAGACCAUAAUGAUGAUGGAGGAAUCGGUGCAGCACGUCGUCAUGACUGCCAUUCAAGAGCUGAUGAGCAAAGAGACUCCAGUCAUGGGAGGGAACGACUCCUACGUUGAACUGGACAGACAGCUCAAAAAGACCGCGGAGGAGCUCAGCGACGCUCUCUCCACCAAGGAGGAGAUAGCCCAGCGAUGCCACGAGCUGGACAUGCAGGCGUGCCAUGUUCAAGAGGAGCGAGAUAGACUGAGGUUAGAGUAUGUUGAACUUGAGGAGAGGGUGGCAGCCCUGCAGGAGGAGAAAGGCAGCCUGCUGGCCGAGAACCAGAUCCUUAUGGAGCGGCUCAACCAGUCUGACUCCAUCGAGGACCUGAACAGCCCCGCCGGCCGCCGGCACCUGCAGCUGCAGACCCAGCUGGAGCAGCUCCAGGAGGAGACCUUCAGGUUGGAGGCGGCGAAGGACGACUUCCGCAUCCGCUGCGAGGAGCUGGACAAGGAGCUGACGGAGCUGCGGGGUCAGAACGAGGAGCUGACCGCCCUGGCCGACGAAGCCCAGUCCCUCAAGGACGAGAUGGACGUCCUCAGACACUCGUCCGACAAGGUGUCCAAGCUGGAGGGCAUGGUGGACUCGUACAAGAAGAAGCUGGAGGACCUGGGCGACCUGAGGCGGCAGGUGAAGCUGCUGGAGGAGAAGAACACGGUGUACAUGCAGAACACGGUCAGCCUGGAGGAAGAGCUGCGCAAGGCCGGCGCGGUGCGCAGCCAGCUGGAGACCUACAAGAGACAGGUGGUCGAGCUUCAGAACAAACUGUCGGAGGAGUCCAAAAAAGCGGACAAGAUGGAGUUUGAGUACAAACGGCUAAAGGAGAAGGUGGACUCGCUCCAAAAAGAAAAAGACCGUAUGAGGACGGAGAGAGACUCCCUGAAGGAGACUAUCGAGGAGCUGCGUUGUGUCCAGGCUCAGGAAGGACAGCUCACCUCAGGCCUGGUUCCACUUGGAAGUAACGAGGGCUCUGAUUCGCUGGCGUCAGAGAUCGUCACUCCGGAGAUAAGGGAGAGACUCAUCCGCCUGCAACAUGAAAACAAGAUGCUGAAGCUGGCCCAGGAGGGCUCGGACAACGAGAAGAUCGCCCUGCUGCAGAGCCUGCUGGAGGACGCCAACAGCAGGAAGAACGAGCUGGAGACGGAGAACAGGCUGGUGAACCAGAGGCUGAUGGAGGGUCAGAGCCAGGUGGAGGAGCUGCAGAAGUCCCUCCAGGAACAAGGCUCCAAGGCGGACAACUCGAUCAUUCUGAAGAAGAACUAUGAAGAGCACAUGGGGAGACUGAGGGAGGCCAAAGCUGAACUGCAGAAGAAGACGGCCUACAUCGACGACCUGGAGCCCAAGUACACCUCCAGCUCUCAACGAGUGGACGAAUUGGAAGAGGCGCUCAAAAAGAAAGACGAGGACAUGAAACUGAUGGAGGAGCGCUACAAGAAGUAUCUGGAGAAGGCCAAGAGCGUCAUCCGGACCCUGGAUCCCAAACAGAACCAGGGCUCGGCCCCUGAGGUCCAGGCGCUGAAGAACCAGCUGCAGGAGAGGGAGAGGAUGCUGCACUCUCUCGAGAAAGAGUUUGACAAGACCAAGACCCAGCGAGACCAGGAGGAGAAGCUGAUCGUCUCUGCCUGGUACAACAUGGGUAUGGCCAUUCAGAAGAAGGCAGCAGAGGACCGGCUGGCCAGCACAGGCUCCGGACAGUCCUUCCUGGCCCGCCAAAGGCAGGCCACCAGCACCCGCCGCACCUACCCAGGACACGUCCAGCCUGCCACAGCCAGUGACCUGAUUGCAUGACCGCCGCCGACUGGGUAGACCGCUGCAUGAUCCGCCAUUUGCAUGACUUUGCGUUGAGCUCGGCCCUGCAAAUAACCCACCAUCGACAUCAACACUAACCUGUAGCAUGGCCCAGGCUGAGCUACCCCUAACAUGCCCUCCCCCCCCACCCCAGGAGGAGGUGAGCCCCCUUCCCACGACGCCUGACAGCCCCCCCCCCCCCCCCCCCACCCUUGCUCCUCUCACUGACUCGCUUGCUUGGGCUUCUAAACCUCUGCAAACGCCUCAAUCGCUUGGUUCCAGACACGGCUUCAACCGGUGAGAGGAGGGGGGCUAAUAUGGAGCCUGCGUUACUCCGCGUCUUGAAAGACUUUGGCAACGAUCGAAUGACUAGCAAUACAGGCAGAUGUGUACACCCGGUCAGAGUGUUGAGUCCAAAGUUUAAAUAGUCUCAAUGCUCAGCUGGGCAUGACAUGAUAACCUUCUGUGUCCUGUGCUUACAGAGGAAAACAAGAACUGAAAGUAACACUUGUUUUAAUUUUUUGGACAUUUUAUUCCUAAUCACAUUGUGUAUAGAGUUCACCUUUAUCACAUUCUUUUAUUUGAUGAAAUUGUGUCUCUGAAGACUGUUUUAUGCGUCUUGCGUGUCCUUAUUUUAUAAACCCUGCUGAACAAAUUUGGUCAGACAAAAUGUGGUCUCGUAAUGACAAGGUUAGCAGGGAAAGAGGGGGAAGGCUGCCUUGUAGCCAGGCCUUCAAAUACUAGCUUUAUAUUCACCUUUUAUUUAAACAUGCAGUAUUGGUUUUAUGAAAUGUAUUAUUAAUUUAACUUUCAUGGUACUGAACCAGACUGGACAGCCUGUCUCCUACCUGUCUAAAAUCUGUUGCUUGAUUGAUUCCUCCAAAACCUUUUUCUUUUCCUCCUGCAAAGAGCUCAGAGCUCACAGGGUAAGAUGAUGUUCAUAUAUUUGGCUGGCGUCACCAACGGCAUGUUGACAUGGACUCUUUCCCCCCCCCCCCUCCAUGUUUAUGAUGAACAUGUUCAAAGUGCUUUUUACCUCAAGUGUUAGUCUAAAGGAAAUGCAGAGAUAGGAGGAGGUCAGGGGACAAGUGGGGCGACACCACUGUGCCCCCAUGCUGCUUCUUGUUCAUCCCCACACCAUCCCAACAUAUGUGUCCGUAUUAUGCAACUGAUGAACUUGUGUGUGUGUGUGACUCUUACUUGUGUGUGUGAAAGACUGCUCAUCUUCAGCCAUGUGGUGAUACAUAGGACACGACAUAGGACGAGACGGGGGAUACCUCCUCAGAUACCCUGGCCUGUCGAGGUCAUUUGUAACGUCUCGAAAACAAAA
This is a messenger RNA of Hypomesus transpacificus, 3905 nucleotides long. RefSeq names its product hook microtubule-tethering protein 3 (gene hook3). Gene Ontology annotation, molecular function: dynein light intermediate chain binding; microtubule binding. Gene Ontology annotation, biological process: cytoskeleton-dependent intracellular transport; cytoplasmic microtubule organization. Gene Ontology annotation, cellular component: cytoplasm; centrosome. The transcript has 24 exons. Lineage: Eukaryota; Metazoa; Chordata; Actinopteri; Osmeriformes; Osmeridae. The record is from RefSeq and is a predicted model, not a curated record. The coding region runs from base 347 to 2575 and encodes 742 amino acids.